This is a messenger RNA of Lineus longissimus, 1119 nucleotides long. RefSeq lists its product as uncharacterized. Bases 1 to 1119 code for a protein of 372 amino acids. Lineage: Eukaryota; Metazoa; Nemertea; Pilidiophora; Heteronemertea; Lineidae. The record is from RefSeq and is a predicted model, not a curated record. The transcript has a single exon.
AUGGGGGCUGGGAAUCUUUUGCUCUCUGCUGCUGUCCUGUUUUCUGGCACCACCUAUGCAAAGUUAGCAGACAUGUCAAGCUACCUGAAAAUGCCAAUCCUUGGCAAGAGCCAGUUUUAUGUGCUUCAGAAGCAAUAUUUGUUCCCUGUUGUGAACGAAACAUGGAUCACGUGUCAGACCAUGGUCUUGGAUGGGCUCAGCCAGGAAUCGGACAUUGUUCUCUCUGGCGAUGGGCGGUGCGAUAGCCCAGGGCACUGUGCAAAGUAUUGCACAUACUCAGUGAUGGACACGAAAACAGGCCUCAUUGUGGAUUUCACAGUGAAAAAUAAGGCAGAUCCCAGUGUUAAGAACUCUAAUGCAAUGGAGCCGAUGGGCCUGAGGGAAUGCCUCAACAACUUGAAGAAGUGGGACAUUAAUAUCAGUAUCCUUGCAACUGAUAGACAUACGGUGAUUCGAAAAAUCAUGAGGGUCGAAUUUCCUGAAAUUGCCCACCAAUUUGACCUGUGGCACUUUUGUAAAAGUAUCCUGAAGAAGAUUACCAAAGCGUGUGGCAAAAAAAAACCAUUGGCUCCCCUGCUAGAGUGGAUGCAGUCGAUCAGUAAUCAUUUCUGGUGGAGCGCUGAAUCCUGCAAUGGUAGUGUUGAUAUCCUCCAGGAAAAGUGGAAAUCGGUGAUCAAUCACACAGCCAACAUCCAUUCCUGGAGGGACAAGGAGCACUUUCACCAGUGUGAGCAUCCUCCUCUCAGUGAUGUGGAUAGGAGGCAGAAGUCUUGGCUGGGUGUUGGUUCUCAGGCUCAUGAUGCCCUGGUCAAGAUUGUUCAGAACAAAAAUGUAAGGAAAGAUCUCAAGAAAUGCACCCUCUUCCGCCAUACAGGUGAUCUGGAGGUGUACCAUUCCCUCAUGCUAAAAUAUGCCCCGAAGAGACAGCAUUUCUCUUAUGAGGGCAUAGUUUGUCGUACCCAGUUGGCCGCAAUUGACCACAACUAUGGUUCAGGUCGCCAGCAGGCUACCACAAAGCUGGACCAGCCAAGGUACAAUGUGGUGCAGCCCAAGACUUUUACCAAAACAAACAAGUGGGUGGCAAAGCAGGUGAAGGUCGCCAAGGACCAUAGCUACUGA